Aspergillus uvarum CBS 121591 is the source of this 3258-nucleotide messenger RNA. Its product is annotated as glutamate dehydrogenase (NAD(+)). The record is from RefSeq and is a predicted model, not a curated record. Gene Ontology annotation, molecular function: L-glutamate dehydrogenase (NAD+) activity. Lineage: Eukaryota; Fungi; Ascomycota; Eurotiomycetes; Eurotiales; Aspergillaceae. Gene Ontology annotation, cellular component: mitochondrion. Bases 1 to 3258 code for a protein of 1085 amino acids. The transcript is spliced from 2 exons.
AUGGUGUCCCCCGCACCCUCGUCCUCGCCCAUCCCCGAUGGCCAUCUAAAUGGCGCCAACACUCUACCCGUGCGGGCCGGCCCCAAGCUCUAUGGUAGUAACGACGGCGCUUACUCGGGAGCUGGCACCCCCAUAGGCUUCCAACGUCACCCACACAACAAAAUCCUCGAGAGUGUAGCCGGCUCAAGCAUCCGUCAACCUUCCCCACAACCCACCCACCUGGGAAUCCCCGGAGGCGGUUCACAUCGGAUCUUGUCCGAGGAAGAUCCCGGCUAUGUGGCUGCCAAGUUCGAGGGCAAGGAGAAGCAGAUGGAGCAGGUCAUGGACCAGUUGGAAAAGAAGGGCUUCAUUCCAGUGGAGUUCGUUCUAGGAGAGACUGAAUGGUUCUACAACCAACUCGGAAUCGAUGACACCUACUUCCAGACGGAGUCUGUCGAGGCCAUCGUUACGCAAAUUCUGUCCUUGUACGCCGCUAAGGUUGCCGCCUACGCCCGGGACGACAAGAAGCUCGAAAUCCGGCUGGACAAGGAGGCUGAGGAUCACGCGGUUUACAUUGACACCAGCAAGCCGGGUAUCUCCUCCGUCGAGGGCCCGCGCUACGAGUCGCGGAUUGAUAAAAAGUACAUCAAUGGCUCGACACCCGAGAACAGUUACCGAGUAGAGACUUUCCGCUCGCCUACCUCGAUUCCAGGUGAUGAUGGUCAGCAGCUGCGUUGCUACUUCGUCUACAAGUGUCAGUUUGUCAACCCGAACCCAGAUCCCAAUGAGACCAACAUCGACAUCAUUGGUGAGAAGAGGUUCUUGCAGAAGGCCACCCCCAACACCAAAGCCAUUUACCAAGAGAUCAUCAGCAACGCGGUCAGCCGCUCUGGCCCCGUCAUUGAGAUGUUCGAGAUUGAAAAGAGUCGCGAGAAGAGACUGGUCAUUGCCUACCGGCAAGGCUCGGCCAUGGGUCUUUUCAGUGCUCUCUCUGAUUUGUACCACUACUACCGCUUGACCAGCUCGCGGAAGUAUUUGGAACAUUUCUCCAACGGAAUCACGGUGAUUUCGCUCUAUCUUCGUCCGUUGCCCAAUCAGGAGAUAGCUGCCAAGUUUCCCCCGAUCGAGGCGGCGAUUCACCAGAUUAUCAAGGAGGUCUCCCUUUUGUAUUGCAUCCCCCAGAACCGAUUCCAGCAUCAUUUCGCAGUUGGCCGUCUCAGCUUGCAGGAGACGAUUUAUGCCCACUGCGCAUGGGUGUUCGUUCAGCAGUUUUUGAAUCGCUUGGGCUCUGAAUACACAUCGUUGACCGAUCUCUUGGAUUCUAACAACAGCGUUCACGCGGAGUUGUUGGCCAAGAUUAAGAAGCGUCUGCGUACCGAGACCUUUACUUCGGAUUAUAUUUCCGAGAUCGUCAACAAGUAUCCGGAACUAAUCCACAAGCUAUAUCUCGACUUUGCCAACACCCACUAUGUGCAGACCCGCGGCCCAGCUGAGGACGAUUUCCUUCCUACGCUAAGUUAUUUGCGACUGCAGGUCGACGAGGUCCUUGACGGCUCCAAGCUGAAGCAGCUCAUCUCAAGCACAGCUGCCAACGAACAUGAUGAAAUGGUCAUGAGCGCUUUCCGAGUGUUUAAUGCCUCCAUUCUUAAGACAAACUUCUUCACUCCAACCAAGGUGGCCCUCAGUUUCCGGCUCAACCCUCAUUUCCUCCCGGAGCAUGAGUACCCUCAGCCCCUAUAUGGCAUGUUCCUGGUCAUUAGCUCCGAGUUUCGCGGGUUCCACCUCCGGUUCCGUGAUAUUGCGCGCGGAGGUAUUCGUAUCGUCAAGAGCCGGAACAAGGAAGCCUACAGCAUCAAUGCCCGCUCUUUGUUCGAUGAGAACUACAACCUGGCCAAUACUCAGCAACGCAAGAACAAGGAUAUUCCCGAGGGCGGUGCCAAAGGCGUAAUCCUGCUCGACGUGAAUCACCAGGACAAGGCCCGUGUCGCUUUUGAAAAGUAUAUCGACAGUAUCCUUGAUCUCUUGCUGCCACCAGUCAGUCCUGGCAUCAAGGAUCCCAUUGUUGAUCUGUACGGUAAAGACGAGAUCUUGUUCAUGGGCCCGGAUGAGAACACGGCUGAGCUGGUUGACUGGGCGACGGAGCAUGCCCGCAAUCGUGGUGCCCUCUGGUGGAAGUCUUUCUUCACAGGGAAGAGCCCCAGACUGGGCGGCAUCCCUCACGACACCUACGGAAUGACGACGCUGUCCGUGCGACAGUAUGUUCUUGGCAUCUAUCGCAAGUUGAAGAUUGAUCCCAGCACCAUUCGCAAGCUACAAACUGGUGGCCCUGAUGGUGAUCUAGGCUCCAACGAGAUCCUCCUCGCAAAUGAAAAGUACACCGCCAUCGUGGACGGCUCUGGUGUGAUUGUUGAUCCCCAGGGUCUCAAUCAGGAAGAGCUUGUCCGACUGGCCAAGAAUCGAGUCACAAUUUCAGAGUUCGACCUGUCCAAGCUUUCGCCCCAGGGUUACCGGGUCUUAGUGGAUGAGAGCAACGUGAGAUUACCUAGCGGCGAGCUCGUCCACAAUGGAAUGAUCUUCCGCAACCUGUUCCAUCUGCGCAAUGACCAACAGUAUGACACCUUUGUGCCUUGCGGUGGUCGCCCCGAAUCAAUUGACCUGUCCACCGUGGGCAAGCUGAUUAACGAUGGCAAAGCCACCAUUCCCUACAUUGUCGAAGGUGCCAAUCUGUUCAUCACACAAGACGCCAAGCUCCGCUUGGAGCGUGCCGGCUGCAUCCUGUUCAAGGACGCGUCCGCCAACAAGGGUGGUGUGACCUCGUCUUCCCUGGAGGUUCUGGCUUCGUUGUCUUUCGAUGAUGCCGAGUUCGUGGAGAACAUGUGUAUUCGUGAGGACGGCACGGUGCCCAAUUUCUACAGCGAAUAUGUCAAGCAGGUUCAAGAAGUGAUCAAGCAGAACGCCACCCUCGAAUUUGAGGCUAUCUGGCGCGAGCAUGAGCAGACCGGUGUGCUCCGUAGUGUGCUCAGCGAUCAGCUUAGUAUCGCGAUCACCAAGCUUGAUGAAGAGCUUCAAAACACCGAGCUGUGGGAUAACGUCGAGCUCCGUCGCUCGGUUCUCCACGAUGCUCUUCCUAAGCUGCUUCUGAACAAGAUCGGCCUGGACACUAUCCUUCAGCGUGUACCGGAGAAUUAUUUGCGGUCUAUUUUUGGUAGCUACCUCGCCAGUCGGUUUGUUUACGAAUAUGGUAGCAGCCCAAGCCAAUUCUCUUUCUUCGAUUUGUGA